Molecule: messenger RNA, 1311 nt
Organism: Diaporthe citri
Lineage: Eukaryota; Fungi; Ascomycota; Sordariomycetes; Diaporthales; Diaporthaceae
Exons: 3
Coding region: 1-1311 (436 amino acids)
Biological process (GO): leucyl-tRNA aminoacylation; mitochondrial translation
Cellular component (GO): mitochondrion
Molecular function (GO): leucine-tRNA ligase activity; ATP binding; aminoacyl-tRNA deacylase activity
Source: RefSeq, a predicted model, not a curated record
AUGCUGUCGUCAUACGCAAGGGCGAUAGGCCGACAAUGGCCCAGGACGGGCAAUACACACUCUCUCCUGGGCAGCAGAAUAUCUUGCGCCCACCACGCCGUGCCGUUAUGGCGUGCCGCCUCGACAGCGCCGCAGAAGCUCGACCUUCCUGCCCUGGAUAGGAAGUGGCGAGCGGAAUGGGAUCGCCUCAAGGCCAGCCGCUCCCCCACCGGCCAGGACAAGCCGCACAAAGAUAGCAAAUACAUCCUGCCAAUGUUCCCGUACCCUUCGGGCCACCUGCACAUCGGUCAUCUCAGGGUCUACACAAUCGCCGAUGUUCUUGCGCGGUUCCAUGCUCUCCAGGGCAACAAGGCCAUCCUCCCCAUGGGCUGGGACUCUUUUGGCCUCCCUGCAGAGAACGCUGCCCUCCAGCGAGGCAUCAACCCCGCGACAUGGACCAAGGGCAACAUAGCCAAGAUGAAGGACCAGCUGCAGUGCAUGAACGGCAGCUGGGACUGGGAGCGUGAGAUAUCAACUUGCGACCCCGAGUUCUACAAGCACACCCAGCGCAUCUUCCUCAUGCUCCACGAGAAAGGUCUAGCAUACCAGGCAGAAGCCGAGGUCAACUAUGACCCUGUUGACCAGACCGUGCUGGCAAACGAACAGAGGUUCCGUGAGGAGCUCCUGCAAAAUCUUGAGGUACUGGCGAAAGAUGAGGCCUGGCCGGAGCGGGUCAUGGCCAUGCAGAAGAACUGGCUGGGCAAGUCGCAGGGUGCAAUGAUCAAGUUCCCCAUCAUGGCUCACAGCAAUGACGCCCAUGCUUCCAUCGAAGUCUACACUACCAGACCUGAUACCUUGUUCGGGGUACAGUACCUGGCGUUGUCUGCAAACCACCCUAUUGUAAGUCGUCUCUCAGAGACCGACCCUGAGCUCCAGGCUUUCCUGGAUACUCUGCCCGGCCUCCCACCCGACUCCAAGGUCGGCUACAUGCUCCCUAGUAUAAGGGCUAUCAACCCUCUUGCAUACCACGAGCACACGCCAGAACCAGCAAAGGAGUCUCUGCCGGUGUACGUCGCUCCCUACGUCCUCGGUGACUACGGCGAGGGCGCGGUCAUGGGCGUCCCUGGCCACGACCUUCGAGACAAUGCUUUCUGGAAGGAGCAUCAUUAUGACCAGCCUGUUCGUAUCGUACUAGAAGCAUCCGAUGAUGAGACUACGACAGCAAUUUCCAACGAACCCUUCGUGGAACAUGGCGUGAUGACGGCCCAAAGUGGACCGUUCCGGGGGCAAAUCAUCACAAGAAGGCGGCCAAAUGCUGCUCAAGAUCCUUGA